AUGGGGGCAGGAGUUUCUAAGGAUGGACGAGACCUAUUAGAGGCUGCGCGCAGAGGGGACGCUGGCGCCGUUGGGAUCGCGCUACAGGAAGCUGGCCCGAAGCUGGCGUGCGCGAGCACGCUGCUGCAGCGGCGUGGGGUGCUGCACAUCGCUGCGCACCAGGGGCAGGCGGAAGUCAUCACGGCCGUCGUCGACCCCUUGAUCGCCGCGGCUCGCUCGGAGCUCGCAGCGCGCCGCCCUCCGUCGCAGUCGCCCGCGCCGCCCGGGCCCGCGAUCGAGGCGCUGCGCCGGGCGAUCAACGCGCGCGACGCGGCGGGCCGCACGCCGCUGCACCUGGCGGCCAGGCGGGGCCACCUGGAGUGCGUGCGGCAGCUGGCCAGGAGCUGCGCGGCCAACGUAUUCGCCACCGACCACGCCGGCUGCACCUUCCUGCACGCCGCGGCCUUGAAGGGCCAUCAUGACGUCAUCGCGUACGUCCUGGACCUCAUGACAGCGGCGGACCCCGACCGGCGCGCCAGGCUGGUCAACAGCCGCAACCUGAGUGGGUUCACCGCGCUGUCGUACGCAGCGUGGUCUGGCGGCGAGGCGGCGGUGCGCGCGCUGCUGCAGGGCGGUGCUGACGUGACCGUGGUCAACGAGCACGUGUUUGACCAGUUCCUGCCGCUGCCGCUGGGGAGUACGCCGCUGCACAUCGCCGCCGCGCGCGUGCAGGGCAGCGCGGCCCUGGCCAUCCUCGAGCAUUACGUGAGCGCCCUCACGGCAGUGAUCUGGUGA
Molecule: messenger RNA, 774 nt
Organism: Monoraphidium neglectum
Lineage: Eukaryota; Viridiplantae; Chlorophyta; Chlorophyceae; Sphaeropleales; Selenastraceae
Exons: 5
Coding region: 1-774 (257 amino acids)
Molecular function (GO): protein binding
Source: RefSeq, a predicted model, not a curated record